Molecule: messenger RNA, 2157 nt
Organism: Rotaria sp. Silwood2
Lineage: Eukaryota; Metazoa; Rotifera; Eurotatoria; Philodinida; Philodinidae
Source: the annotation of a GenBank genome assembly
AUGUUGUUACUGAUAUUUUUUUAUGGUAUUGAAAUAUUUCUAAUAUUCAAUCGAAAAUUAUCUGAUAAUGAAAAUCGUAUUGAAUUUCAUAAUUCUGUUCAAGAACUUUUGAAAAAACUCAAAGCACUUUCAAUCUCUGGUAUUAAUCAAUUGAAACUGAUCAAUGAAGAGAAACAGCUUGCUGAAACAUUAACAUGUCAAUAUUAUGGUGAUAUACAACUUGAAUUCAAGCCAACAUCAUUUACAGACGCAAUCGAAUUACUCAAAAACUUACCGAAUCUUCUUGGGAAAAAUAAUAAAAAUACAAAACUAAAAAAAGUAUUGUUGUAUCCAUUGUAUUUAUUAGAUGAUUUCAUUAGUGCAAAGAAAAGAUUUCAUGUAAUUAAUGAUCAUAUUCUUAAUAAAUCUGUAGAACAUAUGACUAGUCUACAUAAAGUAGUAAUUAGUUUAAAUGACAUAAAAAUUAAUUUAUCACAUUUGAAGAUAUUCUAUCAAACUGAACAAAAACGGCCUAGCGAUACUCAUAUAAAAAUUAAUCAUUGGUUUGAUCACAAGAAUGUUACAUUAAUUCGAAAACAAAUUGCAUUAUUUAUUAAUUUUUCUGAAAUCAAUGUUAACAAAAACAAUAUUGUAUUCGUUGUCGACGAAGAAGAUAUUAAUAAAUUACAAGGUGAAAGAGGAGUAACAACUAUUCUGUAUCAAAACGGUGUUCCUAUGAAUUUUGAAAUUCCAAGUAAACCAGGAUGUCUAUAUACUACAGAUAAUUCAUGUCAUAAUACAAUGCUUAGUUGGAGAAAACCUGUGCAAGGAAGUGAAAAUAUUCAACAGUAUAUGAUUUAUGGUCAAAAUCGUCGGAAUUGUCAAUGGAAAUUAUUAUUAACAACUGUAAAUGACAUACCAUCAGCCACUAUUUCAAAUCUUGAACAAGGAAGGUAUCGAUUCAAAAUACAAGGAAUCACUGUAGCUGGUUAUACAGAGGGAAGCGAUGUCUGUGAUACAAUUGAUAUUGUCGAUCGUCUAUGUACGGAAUAUUUUCUGUCAAAUGAGCCAUUGCCAUCAGCAGAAAAAAAUUACUAUGAACAAUGUAAAGAAUAUUGUAAAUUGAAAAAGCAACCAUUAAUAUCAAUCCCAGACGAAAUUUUUGACAGUACUACUGAAUUGCAAUCAUCAUCAAUUAAACUUGGUAUUGAUGAAGACUGUCAAACAUUUGAUUUACGAGAUUUUCUAAAGAAAUUCUGCGAUAUAUUAAAUAUAGAAGUAAAUGAUAUAUCCAUUAAGAAAAGACAAGCAGGUUCCGCUAUAUUAGAAGUAACAAUCUACGGCAAAUUUAAAUCAACAGAUAAGAAACUAAGUGUAAAAAUGAUCUAUGAUAUGUUAACAGAUAAAAAACUAGAGUUACUAAAUCAAAUGAAAAUUUUCUUCUUGUAUAUGGGUCCUAUUGAAUCGCUCCGCGAAAUAUUAAAAUGUCGCGAAGAUAUUAAAUUGUAUCCAAAAUAUAACCGCAUAUAUGCUAGUGGUAAUUUUUAUUGGACUGGAGCACUUAAUGACGGAUUAGAUCGCGGAAAUCAACUGUACUAUUACCCUAUUGGCUGGCAAAGACGGUCAUUUUAUGUUACUGACAAUUUCUGCGAAAGAUUUAAAGGAUGGUGUAUCUGCUGUCAUGGAACAAAAUUCAAGCAUGGUUUAUCAAUAUUAUUAAGUGGAUUAAAACCAGCGGAAACAAAAGCGCAUGGCGAUGGAAUAUAUGCUACUCCAUCGACUAACUAUGCAUGCCAUCCAAGAUACUCAGAAGUGAAACGCAUUGAAUCAUCUUCUCGCAAACUUUUUUUUAAAUCGGGCAACUAUGUGCAAUUUGUAGUAGAGUGUCGCGUUCAUCCGAAGUAUAUUCGAAAAAUAGGUAAAGAAACUCUGGGUGCUGAGAAACCUAUAAUUGAUUCCAAUAUACCCAAUGAUAGCAUUGAAUGGGUUAUUGAUUAUCAGAAUAAAAGUAUUGUUGACUUUAAUGAUUCCAGCGCUUCGAUCGUUUGCAGCGGAUUAAUGAUACGUGUUACAGAUGAUCAUCCAGGUUUAUUACCUCAAUCACAAUCGUGGUAUGAAUCACAUAUAUGCAAUUAUCCAAAAUGUUGUGCAUUAGGAAUUGAUCUUGAGCAUCUUUGA